UUCUUUGUGCGGUACAUCGAUUUGCAGCGGCCAUUUUGUCGAAGCAGCGUGCUUGAGUAAGAGGUGGCCAGUGGCGUCUUAGAGAAAUUUGAUUGCAUUGCUGUUAUUGUUUGUGGUCGUAGAAUUUUGACAAGAUCAACAUGUCUAACAACAAAGGUUUUGUUGUUCGUCUGAGGGGUCUGCCUUGGUCUACAAGAGCUGAUCAAGUCGUUGAGUUUUUGAGAGAAUGUGAAAUUGUUGGUGGUGAAGAGGGAGUUCACUUUACCUUUUCAAGAGAAGGAAGACCGAGUGGAGAAUGCUUUGUUGAACUGGCGUCUGAGGAGGAUGUUUCAAAUGCUCUCCAACAAAAUAAUGAGCACAUUGGCAGCCGUUAUAUUGAAGUAUUCCGUGUGGAAAGAACUGAAAUGGAAUGGAUGAUCAAGAGGGCUGGGGCUGGCGUGGCUCAGAAUCAAGGAAUGUCUGAUGCAGUAGUGAAACUCAGGGGUUUGCCUUUUGGCUGCUCAAAGGAGGAAAUUGCCCAGUUCUUUACAGGGUUGGAGAUAGUUCCUAAUGGAAUUAUGCUCCCUGAAGACCGUCAGGGGCGGAGCACUGGGGAGGCUUUUGUACAAUUUGCAUCGCCGGAAAUAGCAGAGAGGGCUAUGGAUAAGCACAAAGAGCGCAUAGGUCACAGGUACAUUGAAAUUUUCAAGAGUUCCAUGAGUGAAGCGAACAGAGCAGGUGGAGGCAUGCGAGGUGGAAUCCGUCCACUGAUGGGCGGCGGUGGCGGCAUGAUGCCCAGACCAGGGCCCUAUGAUCGUGGAGACCGCUUUGGAAUGGGCAUGAUGGCAGGCAUGGGAUAUGGGAGAGGCAGAGGCCGUAAUCUGAAGGGAUUCUUUGAAGAAGAAUUUGAGGACUAUGGUUUUGGAGGUGGCAUGGGAUUUGGUGGAAUGCGCAACAGGCGUGGUGGUGGUGGUGGUGGUGGUGGAGGCGCCGGAGGAGCUGCCAUGGGACCCAUGAGGGGUGGCCGCGGAGGAAUGGGCAUGGGUGGUGGCAUGGACAGAAGAGGCAUGCAACCUGGUAGCUGCUAUGUAAGCAAAACCGGCCACUCUGUCCACAUGAGGGGUCUGCCUUUCCAGGCUCUAGAACAAGAUGUUUUCGAUUUCUUCUCACCAAUCCAGCCUGUGCGAUGUGAAUUUGAGUUUGGCGACAAUGGAAGGCCAACUGGAGAAGCCAAUGUUGAUUUUGCCACUCACCAAGAAGCUGUUGAAGCUAUGAAAAAGCACAAGAGCAACAUGCAACACAGAUACAUCGAGCUUUUCUUGAAUUCUGAACCAAACAUGCGCAACAAUGGAGGCAGCGGUGGCGGCGGCGGCUACGGCAACAACAUGGGUGGAGGCUUUGGAGGCCAGAUGCCAAGUGGCAAUGGGUACAACGAUGACAUGGUUCCAGGAUUUGGCCAGGGUGGCGGCGGUGGCAACGCUGGCUUCGGAGGUGGUUAUGGCGCUGGCCCCAACCAAGGCUUUGGAGGAAACCAAGGUGGAUUUGGAAACCAAGGCGGUGCUGGGUUCGGAAACCAAAGUGGUGGUGGAUUUGGAAACCAGGGAGGCUUGAACAACUAUGACAUGGGUGGUGGCUACGGAGAUGGCAUGGGCACUGGAGGUGGCAUGAUGGGCAACAACUACACAGCUUUCUAAAGGAAUGAAAACUUUUUUUGUUUUAUUGUCCUUUAUAUUGCAAAACUUCAGUGUGAAACUGUCAAUUGCAGCAUGGAAAAAAAAACAGACCUCUUUACCCCAAUUUUGAGCUCUUACAUUGCAUUUUAAGCCAGGUAUGUUGUAACUGUGCUCAAUGCGGUGAAAAUUAUUGUGACCAAGUAUUCAUGUAGAUGUUCAAUUAAUUUGAAAUGAUGAAAGUGUUUUCAGCACGUUGUUUUAGAUCUUUUUAAAGGGCCUGUUUGACUUGUGUAACAUUUGUAUAUAUGAAGUCAUCCUGCAUUGACCGACAAGCAGCAACACCAUGCAGUUCAUUUCCAUUUCCAUGUUGUCCUGUCAGAUAUUUUAAUUGUAACUGUACUGUAACUUUUUUUUUUCCCCCUUCUAGCUGUCAUGAUCAUUUUCGUUGUUCGACCACUCAAGACGUCAUGUACAUAUGCCAUUCCAAAUAAAUACAUUUGAGUAUAA
Aplysia californica (California sea hare) is the source of this 2159-nucleotide messenger RNA. RefSeq names its product heterogeneous nuclear ribonucleoprotein H. Gene Ontology annotation, biological process: regulation of RNA splicing. Gene Ontology annotation, molecular function: RNA binding. The record is from RefSeq and is a predicted model, not a curated record. The transcript has 10 exons. Gene Ontology annotation, cellular component: ribonucleoprotein complex; nucleoplasm. NCBI's taxonomy places the organism in Eukaryota, Metazoa, Mollusca, Gastropoda, Aplysiida, Aplysiidae. The coding region runs from base 141 to 1673 and encodes 510 amino acids.